Molecule: messenger RNA, 2976 nt
Organism: Theileria equi strain WA
Lineage: Eukaryota; Apicomplexa; Aconoidasida; Piroplasmida; Theileriidae
Exons: 1
Coding region: 1-2976 (991 amino acids)
Source: RefSeq, a predicted model, not a curated record
AUGAAACGUGACCACGUUUUAAAGGGGGCUAGGCCUUUAUCUAGCCAAAAUAUCUUUGCGUUGUUAAUAAAAGUCGUUAUAGCGACGCAAUGUUUGCUAUUCGCAAAAGUAGACGGUUAUCGCACGGGGACAUUUCCGAAUUACACUUUUGGACAUCCGAAUACAGGGCAUAUUCAGAGCAGAUUGCCUAGAAUUACACAUGAUAACGAAUCAACGAACGUUUUAACCCCUAGAAAUCAAGAAUACUACGAUUCGCCGGCGAAUAGUCUGUCUUCAGAUGAACAUAUCUUGGCUAUGCUAUGCUUCGAUAGAUAUAAAUAUAUAUUAAUGCGUGGAAUAUCCAAAUUGUUGUUGGAUCCACAUUUCACUAGGAGAAAUGCUCUCUUCCUCUACAAGGAUGACGAUUCUGUCGCUUUUGCGCACAAUUGUUUGCUAGAACGUCUUGAUUCUGACCUAAAGAUUAAUCGGAUUGACUCUAAACACGCCAUAAUUUGUGAAGACGCAUUCAUUACAAUAGCAACUCAUGACGCCUUUUUGCGCUGCUACACAUUAUGCCACGGUUCAUUAUCCUCUCAACUGUCGCCAGAGAUGGAGCUAUUGAUGAAAAAGUACCCCAAAAUCUCCUUUGAUAAGAUGGAAUGCAUAUAUAUCAAUGGCAGCCGUUUUGAAGUACCUGAUGAUAUCCUGAUUAGGACACAAUUAAGCAGGAUAAUGAACAUCUAUUUAAAAGAUGUAAAGGAUUUACCACGCACAAAAUAUGAUACUACUGCAGAACCUACUUUGGAUGUCGAAUUCCUUUCUCCAAUUAGUUCCUGGAUAAACUCUGUUCAUGUACAUUGGAGCACGGUAGCACACAAUGCAGCGAGUGGUAACAAGGAUAUCGUAAUGCUCUCUGAUUUUUCAAUAAAAACUAAUGCAAACAAAGAUUUACAAUGUAAUGUUGAUACACCUUUAAUCCCUCUACUAAAUAAAACUUGCAGAUUUUUUGGUCUAACAGACGCUGUUUAUAAUCCUCAGCAUGUUAGAAAUUGGUUAAAAAAUGUUAUAGGGGAUACAAGAAUAGUCUCACUGAGGGCAUCGCCAUCAUUUAAAGUUGUCAAUUCUUUGGGAGAAUCCCUACUUUUUGAUGCAUCACUUCCAACAGCAUCCAAAACUCUAGAAAAAAUUUGUUAUUCAAAGGCUAGUGUGAAUCCAGAACGGGUAGUUGAAUACGUGAAAAAAAAAUCAAAUGCGAUUGCAUCGUCACCUAUUCACGCAAAAUGCAAUGCAAUGGCAGCCGAACUAAUUACUAAAGCUUUGGAAUCCGUUGGAAUUGACACAUUGAAUAAGUUGAAGCAUGAUUCGUCCAUUUGGUCUUCAAUUAAAGGUUGGGAUGAAAAUAAACAAUUUUUAGAAGCUGAUGGUGAUAAAAUAAGUAUAAAAACGGUAAUUCACAACAUGGUAGACUUGGGAUCCAAGCGUCUCUGUAGAAAUAUAGUUAAAAGAACUAGAAUAGAGUCGGCUAUAAAAUCUAUUGAAAGCCUGUCAUUAGAAUCAUUGAUAAAAUAUAUAAAGGAACAAAACGUAUAUCCUGUUGUAAUUUAUAACUUUGAUACGGGUAUACCUAAAAUUGCAGCGCAGCUGGAAAGUCUACUUUCCAAUGAUUCGGAUAUCACAGCAAGAGUAUGGACCACUAACUUAGAUUUAGAUCCACUUAGGUCCAAUUUGCUUGCGAAAUCAUCCGCGUUCAUACGUGGAGGUGAUCACACAGCAUAUCGCAAAUUUGUAUUCAAUAAUAUAGCACACCUUAAAAUUGUACUGACAGACGAUAUCAUACCAGGCGGAAAACAUUACAUUUUCUUCAGUUCAAAUGGGUCGUGUGACAACUCUUAUGACAUUGUUGACAUGUCAAAUGUGGAUAUAUACAGUUAUACAUCAGGUGCAAACCUGGUCACAUUUACAUUUGGUCUCACCUCCAAAAUUCCGUCAAUCGCAGCUGGUAUAUAUUCACCAAUCUAUAUAAAUCUAAAAAACCUCAAACUCCCGAUUUCUGAACCAAGAGAUGAGAUUUCUAAAAGGGGCUUUUGCGAAUACCUGAAAAGGUGUAAGGAAAAAUUUGAUCAAACUUACAUGGGUGAUAUCUUGUCUAGAAGACGGUUAGAAGAUAAACUAGAAGAGUAUUUUAAAAAGCAUGGAUUAGACGUGGACAGAUUAACAUAUAUAGAUAAAAAACUUUCAUACGCGAAAAAAAAACUGACUUCAGGUUUUAAUUCUGCAGUAUAUAUAAAUCAUAAACGACAAGACCUAAUAUAUGGGAUGUACAAAUCUCUCGAUAUAGUUGGAAACACUAUUCUAGGGUGUGAUCAUGAAAAAUACACUGUGAAAUACUUUGGAAAUUCCCCUCUGGAUCACAUUAACGGUAUUAAGGAAAAGGACAGGGAAAAAAUGGCUGAAUGUAAAUUAGAUGAGGCAUUCUUACUUGAAAGUGAAAACGGGUACUACCUAAUUACAAAUGCCCGUUUUGUUAAGGAUGUUUUGUCCUUUGAAAAAUCACCUACAGAUCCAAUCACUCUCCAAAGUUACAAGUAUGAGUGUGGAGAGACUAUUUUACAAGAAGAUAAGUUAUUUAGCAAGCCGUUAACCUUUAAUAUACCAUAUAUUUUGAUUAACACGAAAGGGAAAACUCAUAGUAUGGAGCCGAUUUUGGAGUGUCCAAUUCCCUCCAUGGAGACUUUAACCAAAUAUACAGAGCUAACCAAGCGUCUAACUGAAGAACGUGAUGAUAUGAUUAGAAAAAUCAGUCUGCUUGAUUCGCCCUCAUUUCUGCCUGAAGGAUAUGAUUUAAAUUCAGUUCUCGAUUUGUACAGAAAUUUAGAAUCACAUACCAACCACGGCGGUUUAGAGGAGGUUUUAACUAGGAACCAAAUCUCCGAGACUAUCUGGGGAAAGUUAUAUAGUGAAAAUACUGAUAUAGACAAAUCUGCAUCUACUGAAUGA